AUGAGGAACAUCAACGAAGCACGGUUUCUGAAACCUAUCCGAUCGGAUCCUAGCCAACGGGAUCCUAAUCUGUGGUGUAAAUUCCAUGGGACUCAUGGCUAUAGAAUUGGGGACUGCCGACAUCUUCGCGGGGAGGUGGCAACGUUGUUGAAGAAUGGCCAUCUUAGAGAGUUUUUAAGUGACCGCACCAAAAAUAAUUAUGGUAUAAGCCGGGAUAAUGCAAAACCAUCAAAGAUAUCAGCAAGGUCACCUCAGAUGACAAUAAACAUGAUAUUCAGAGGAAAUGAGGUCAAUGGGGUAAAAGUUUUGGCAGCAAAAAAGACGAAAAUAUCGGUGACUCAUGGUAAGAGAAUCCGAGAAGCCGCUGAAGAUGACAUUAUCUUCGCAGAGGAAGAUGCUGAUGGGCUUCUUCUUCCGCACAAAGAUGCUUUGGUAAUUUCUCUUAAUGUUUUAGAUUUCAAAAUUAAGCGUGUUUUGGUUGAUCUAGAAAGUUCAGCCAACAUUAUACAACGGAGGGUUCUAGAACAAGCAAAGUUGACCGGGAACAUCAUUCGGGCGACAAAACUCCUAGCUGGCUUCAACCUAACAAGCAUCACAACCCAAGGAGGAAUUUUGCUGCCUACUCAUGCUGAGGGAUUGGCGAAAACCACUUUGUUCGAUGUGAUGGCCUAA
This is a messenger RNA of Nicotiana tabacum (common tobacco), 672 nucleotides long. RefSeq lists its product as uncharacterized. The record is from RefSeq and is a predicted model, not a curated record. NCBI's taxonomy places the organism in Eukaryota, Viridiplantae, Streptophyta, Magnoliopsida, Solanales, Solanaceae.